Messenger RNA from Electrophorus electricus (electric eel), 5329 nucleotides. NCBI's taxonomy places the organism in Eukaryota, Metazoa, Chordata, Actinopteri, Gymnotiformes, Gymnotidae. The record is from RefSeq and is a predicted model, not a curated record.
GGCACUCCUGUAUUAUUCUUUUUUUAUUCUGACACUGUUCCGACGGCUGGAAGGUGGAUCUCGUCGUUGCGGAGACGGUUUUGAUUUUGGAGGGGCCAUAAAUAGGAAAUCCUACCCACGAAGGACCCGCUCAGUUCACGCGGCGCUGGAUGCCUGGGAGCCCCGAAUAAACCCAUGGCCUGUAAUUAACUUGGGGCGUGCUGUUUGCACGGAGGAGCCUUUGGCCCCCGGAGCCUGCCGCUGCACGGCCGGCUCUUAUGCCAGUGGUGGCGUGACUAGAUCAUUCUGUCUUUUUUUAGUAACAGGAUUUUGGUCUGUCUUACUGAGCUGGUUUCUUCUGUGCACGUGGCUCGUCUAGUCUGCAGACGUGUGUCAACAGAGCGGAUGCAUUGAGCAAGGACGCUGUCCGUCUCUGCGUGCCUGUCUGUUGUGCCCACUGUAUGUCGGAGCGUCGCGGCGACUCUUGCCAUAGAUGCCCGGUGGUCUGGAAAACACGAAACGACAAAGUGGUUUCCGCUGUCGUGAGGGGAACUUUAUCAGCCACGCGGCCUACAGGAACUGGAGAGACUGUGGCUAAGCGAGACGGUUUCCGUCAGAUUUGGGAGGGGGUUUAAUCCGGGACUAAGCGGUUCUCGAAGCUUCGCCCACUUGCUGGGCUCCACUCCUUUUUUCACAUGCUGGUUGUUUUUUUUUACGUGUGGUACUGUCGUAGCUGCGCGGCUCGGACUGGGCUCGCGGGCGGCUUCGCCGUACGUCUGGAUCGGUCUCGGGUGCUCGAGCAGGCGAGCGUGCAGUGCAGGGGAAAGACAGGACUUGCUGGGACAGGGAUUAUUUCGGAAAACCUAGACUGCAGCAGCGCACACAUUGUGUUUAUAUGACAGAAUGGGUGUGUGAGGCAGAGACUGAGUGUGAGAACUCUCAGAGGUCUCACCUGACGUCCUUCACCAUGAAGCUGAUGGACAAGUUCCACUCUCCCAAGAUCAAACGCACGCCCUCCAAGAAGGGCAAGCAGCAGGCGGCCGAGCCCGCCGUCAAGAGCGCCGAGAAGCCCGUCAACAAGAAGGUGAGCCGAUUGGAGGAGCAGGAGAAGGAGGUGGUGAGCGCCCUGCGCUACUUUAAGACCAUCGUGGACAAGAUGGCAGUAGACUCGAAGGUACUGCAGAUGCUGCCUGGAUCUGCCAGCAAAGUCCUGGAGGCCAUCCUGCCCCUCGUCCAGGUGGAGGCUCGCAGCCUGCACAGCUCUGCCAUUGCCUCCUGUCAUAACCGGGUGUAUCAGAGUUUAGCUAAUCUCAUUCGCUGGUCCGACCAGGUGAUGCUCGAAGGCAUCGACCUCGAUGACAAGGACACUGUGACAACUGUUACAGCGGUGAUAAAAGCGGUGCUAGAUGGCGUGAAGGAGUUGGUGAAGCUCACUAUAGAAAAACAAGAGCAGCCAUGUCCAGCAUCUCCCAGCAAGCCAGCGCCCCCUGUGGCCAAAACAGAGAGCGUGUGUGAGAUGCCUCUCACGGACCGGGAAAAGGAGAUCCUGAGCAAGACCACGCCCAUUGCCACGCCGACUGACAGCCUGACAGACAUCUCUGAGGAGGAGGUGGCUCCGCCCAAACCUCCCCUCCCAGGUCCUAAGUUAGCGGAGCACAGGAGCAGGAUGCAGUUGUGCUCCGAUCAUGUUUCCGGGCAGUGGAGGGACACAGUAAUAGGAACCCCGCCUGCUCUGCCUCCCAAGAAGCGGCAGUCUGCUCCCUCCCCCACACGUGUUGCCGUGGUAGCGCCCAUGAGCCGAACCAACUGUGGUCUCCACCUGCUGCCAGGAUCUCUCAAACAGGACUAUGAGGUGGACCUGCACCAGAGGCGGUUCUCGGGCGGCAGCCAAUCGUAUGGCGGCGAUUCGCCCCACCUCUCGCCCUGCAGCAGCAUGGGGAAGCUGAGCAAGUCAGACGAGCAGCUCUCGUCCCUGGAGCACGACAGCGGGCAGUGCUCGCGCAACACCAGCUGUGAGACGCUGGAUAACACAGACAGAUAUGACCCAGACUACGACUUCCUCCACCAGGAUCUUUCUGUGUCCGAGCCCUUACCAUUUCCCAGCCUGCCAAGCGGCUGCCUGAGCCCCCUCCCAGAGUGCCUGAGCGAGUCCCCGUCCCCGAGCCCCACGCACCCCCGCUUUAGCGCCCCCGUAGCCAAUCAGGUCUCUGGGGACCACUGGGCCACGCCCUCCGCCCCAGGAGCAGCGAAUGAGGAGCGACCUCCCGCCCUUCCGCAGAAAAAGCGCCGGUCUGCACCGAUCCUGUCGCCCUUCCCACUCUACGAGCGCCUCCCCUCGCACUACGACAACCUGUCGGAGGAGGACGCGGCCACGCCACCAUUCCCGCAGUGCAAUGGUGGCGAGGUCCUGUCUCGGAGCGUUGGCAGUGAUAGCCCACCCCCUCUGCCCGAGAAGAAGAGCAGGACCAUCCUACAGUAUAUGCAGUUUGUAGAGGACUACUCUGAGCCUCAGCCGUGCGUCUUCUACCAGACGCCUCAGAGCGAGCGCAUCUAUGAGCAGCGCAGGAACAAGCGCUUCCAGGAAGUCUACGGCCACAACGAGCCACUGAGCACGUGCGAACCGCAGCAUGAGGCCACGCCCCCACCCGCCCUACCGCCCAAACAGAGACAGCUGGCAUCUCACUCUUCCUCUCCCUCUUCCUCGUCCUCCUCCUCGCUUUCUCUUCUCCCUCCUUCCGCUGGGAUACCAGAGGAGGCGGAGUCUGCUCUUGGCCUCAGCCUAUCUGUGUCUAACGCCUUCCUUAGUGGCCACGCCUCUCUGACCACACCCACGAGUGAGAGUGCUAACGAUGAAACUGGAGAGGGGGAAUAUGUGAACCUGUACUCUGCUUCACAGGCCAACGGGGACACCACCCACCACUCUGACACGCCCACACACUGUGACGAUGUGCUUGUGGAUCCUGCCCCACACAUCCCCACGUCCAAUAGCAAGGAAGCAUUGCCCAAAGAAAGGGUGAAGUUAACAGACAUGCAAGAGGACAUCGAUGAGCUCUCCCUUGUGGAUCACAAAGAGAUCAUGAAUCGCAUCACUCUCAAAGCAGAGGGGGAUGAUGGACCAGAUGUCAGAGCAGGCUCCAGUGAUAUUCUCUUAGUCCACGCUACUGAAACGGAUCGCAAAGAUCUGGUAUUAUACUGUGAGGCUUUUCUGACCACAUACAGAACCUUCAUGACCCCUGAAGACCUUAUCAAAAAACUACACUACAGAUACACACACUUCUGCCACAGUCCCGACACGUUUAAGAAGCGUGUCAGUAAGAACACUUUCUUCGUGCUGGUGCGGGUGGUGGACGAGCUCUGUCUGGUGGAGCUGACGGAGGACAUCCUGCGGAAGCUAAUGGACCUGGUUUUCCAGCUGGUAUGUAGCGGAGAGCUGAGUCUUGCUCGUGUUCUCCGCAAGAACAUUCUGGAUAAAGUGGAACAGAAGAGACUCCUGAGACACACACACAUCCUCAGACCGCUCGCCGCACGAGGGGUGUCUGCAAGACCAGGCACGCUGCAUGAUUUCCGCAGUCAUGAGAUUGCAGAUCAGCUCACACUUCUGGACGCUGGGCUCUUUUACAAGAUAGAGAUUCCAGAGGUGCUUCUGUGGGCGAAAGAACAGAAUGAAGAAAAGAGCCCAAAUCUGACCCAGUUUACAGAACACUUUAACAACAUGAGCUACUGGGUGCGCUCUAUAAUCAUACAGCAGGAGAAAGCUCAGGACAGAGAGAAACUGCUGCUCAAAUUCAUCAAGAUCAUGAAGCACCUGCGGAAGCUGAACAAUUUCAACUCAUAUUUAGCCAUUUUGUCGGCUCUAGACUCUGCACCAAUCAGGAGGCUCGAGUGGCAAAAGCAGACCUCUGAGGGAUUAGAGGAGUACUGCACACUGAUCGACAGCUCAUCCUCGUUCCGAGCUUACAGAGCCGCACUGGCUGAGGUGGAGCCGCCGUGCAUCCCUUACCUUGGUCUGAUCCUGCAGGACCUGACAUUUGUUCACCUGGGGAACCCCGACCUGAUUGACAGGAAGGUGAACUUCUCCAAGCGCUGGCAACAGUUCAACAUCCUGGACAGUAUGAGACGCUUCCAGCAAGUACACUACGAGCUGAGACGGAACGAUGACAUUGUCUCCUUCUUCAACGACUUCAGCGACCACCUGGCAGAGGAGGCGCUGUGGGAGCUCUCCCUGAAGAUUAAACCCCGAAACAUCACACGGCGCAGGACAGAGCGCGAGGAGAAGAGCUAAACAGGACCUCCUCCCAGACCAGCUGCAGGAACAUGGCAGUUCAGCCAUGACUUCAGGGCGAGGAGCCAUCUGAGGGGAAAGGAGACUUCGUAGGGGCAGAGUUUUGGACAAGUGUGUGGGCAGGAUAAUAAAAACAGACACCCGCACACAGUGGCAGACUUAACCUGUAUAUCUGUACAUGUGUAUGGCAGAGUCAAAAUGGGACUGUGUGUGUGUGUGUGUGAGAGAGAGACUUGAGAUCUGGGAGAGCUUGUUGGAUCUGAGUCACUGAGACUGCAUCAGUGAUGAGAACACACUCAGAGUCUGGGAAGUGGGCGAACACUCCCUGACCCACUGAGGACAACCCACGUGGGCGUCGCAGUCCAGGUUCAUGGCCCCUGCUCCACUCCUUAAAAGACAAAGUACUGUGUGGAAUAGACUCUGAACACAAGUGAGGCCAAGCCCUUAAACUGGAUUCAGGUGUGUGUGUGAGAGAGAGAAAGUGUGAGAGGACACCCACAGUGUGUGUGUAUGUGUAUAUGUAUGCUCGUGCUCAUGUUGCGCGGUAUCUCCUCCACGACUGUUUACCCCAUCUCAGUGGCUUCAGUGUUCCAGAACAGACUGUGAUGUCAUAGAGGGUGGGGUGACUCAGUGUUGCCAGGCAACACAUUUUGAGUGACAGCUUGGGUGUUUUUUUUUUUGUUUGUUUUUUCCCCUGAGGUUGUGUAUGAUAUAUGGUGUAUGAUAUUAAGUGUAUGAAGUUGUACAGGUCUGGUGCGUCUCUCUGCAUAUACAGUCAGCAAUUACUAGGAGAAAAGGUUUUUUUUUCUAUUUCAAACCAAACAAUUUAUGCACUAAAAAAGCAAAAACACUAGGACUGAUGCUGUGAUCUCCAUAAGUGUGUGUGAGAGAGCGUGUGUGUGCGCGCGCAAUCAAGAAUGUUUGUGAAUUACCUUGUUGAGAGAAACCGAAAUGGCUCGUGCGUGUGUGUAUGUGGAAUUUUCCUGUUCACUGACCCCUGGGACCUUUGCUGUUAUCCUCAUCACAGUAAGCUUUCAUCCACCAAUAAAAAAUGACCUUUCUAGUAUA